AUGGCUACUACUAAAGAAUGGCCUUUGCAGGAUGUGAACAACGCUUUCGUUCACGGAUUUCUGGAGGAAGAUCUCUACAUGACCCCUCUAGAAGGCUAUCAUGUCGCCCCUGGCCUUCAUGCACCGUUGGGACCUUUGGUGUUGUUGGUGUAUGUUGACGAUAUACUUGUUACUGGUCCUUCCCUUCCUGAUAUACAGUUUGUAAAAGACUAUCUCCAUGUCUUGUUUACUAUUAAGGACAUUGGUGACGCUCAGUAUUUUUUGGGAUUGGAGAUUGCUCGAAGCUCAACUCGCUUAUAUGUAUCGCAGACUAAAUAUAUUGCUGACAUUAUAAAAGAUUCUGGUUUGGGUAAUGCAAAAUCUGCUUCUACCCCAUUGCCGCGAGGAUUGAAGUUGACUCCUACAUCUGGUGACUUAUUGUCUAAUCCUAGCUCGUAUAAGAGUUUGCUUUGCACAUUACUGCAAAUCCGGUGUUCCAGGAGUGAACAAAGCAUAUUGGAAUUGAUUGCCACAUCGUACGGGACACCUACAAGGAAGGUUUCAUUGUCCCUGUUCAUGUUCGUAGCUCUCUGCAGACUGCUGAUAUGUUCACUGAGCAACAAGAUACAACAGAUUUAUGAAGCUCAUACGAAUUCGAUGGCUUUCUCUGCAUAUUGCGUCCUUCGCACUCCUUCCUUUGAUACCUUCAACAAUGCCCACAUUCUAAAUGGACAGAAACCUAUGGAGCAUCGAAAAGAUGUGAAACCUGCCGAGGAUUCUCCCAAGCAUGGAGCAAUAUCUACAGAACUUUCAGAGCAUCAGGUUGGAGGGACAUAA
Molecule: messenger RNA, 816 nt
Organism: Sesamum indicum (sesame)
Lineage: Eukaryota; Viridiplantae; Streptophyta; Magnoliopsida; Lamiales; Pedaliaceae
Source: RefSeq, a predicted model, not a curated record